GACGAGGAGUUUUGCGUUAUGCCACUAAGUAGAGACUGUUCUACCAACCCGUUCCGCGUUCGAACAGCCCGUUCCGGAAGCUCCGCCUUUCUCCUGCAUGCGAUUCUCGCCCUCUCUUCACAGCAUCUGGCUAAGAAAAACGAUUGUAUCGAUCUGAUGACUGAAAUGCACAAUCACCGGUCUAGCGCAAUCCAGCUAUUCAGUGAGGCUCUAGGCAAUACACAAUCGAAUUCCCUUCCACUUCUGGACACAGUUCUAGUACUAAUAAACCUCGAGAUAACCCAAUCAGCGACAGGUAUGUGGGGUGUGCAUUUGAACGGCGCACGGCGACUUCUUGAACAAGCUGGACCCGUGGAGAUACAUCAAGGAAACUCACGAAUUCGCGCGCAAUUGGCGAUGCUUGUUUGGUGGGAUGUUACUAUUGCUUUCAUCUCAAGGAAGGAGCCGCGUCUGCCCAUCACAUACUUGGAGACGCUGCUAGAGUAUGACGAGAGCGACGGCUGGUCAUAUUUCAUACUCAACGGGUGCCCACCCGAACUCGUUAUGGCUAUGGCCCGGCUCGCAAAGCUGGCCAACAUAUAUGAAAAGACGACUCGAAUGGAGUGGACGAUUUUCAACAGACUUCCGGUCGACGCUAUAGUGGAAGAGGUUAGGAACUUCAGUAAUGAAGCAGAUGUGGGUUUGGACGACUUCGAACACUUGGACGAAGACCCGGAUGCAAGACGUAAUAGAUUCCAUUGCGUCGAGGCUUGGAGACAUGCCAUCUUACUCCAUGUCUGUCGAGUCUUCACGCCAAAACAAGACGCACCUAAACUGCGAUUGAUCAGCCACCUAUCCCGUGUCAUUCUCGACCAUGUUCGAUGCAUACCGGCCACAGAGGUCAUUCAAAAACAAGUGCUUCUGCCAGUAUUCCUCGCUGCAUCCGAAGCCGGCGAUGAGCAGGGCCGUUCUUUUGCCCGCCAAUACUGUAAGCACUGGAAUGUUGCUUCCCGAACCUAUCAUUUCCAAGCCACCGCGGAGCUCCUGGAAGAAAUUUGGAAGGAUUGGAGGCCCUCAACCAGAGAUGCGUACUGGUGGGGCCUUAAAACCGGUGGCCAGGUUUGGCCGCAAGCCGGUGGCGGAGAAGACCAGACCAUGGUCUCGGAACUGCUUCUAGGGUGA
This is a messenger RNA of Mytilinidion resinicola, 1161 nucleotides long. RefSeq lists its product as uncharacterized. Gene Ontology annotation, biological process: positive regulation of transcription by RNA polymerase II. Lineage: Eukaryota; Fungi; Ascomycota; Dothideomycetes; Mytilinidiales; Mytilinidiaceae. The annotation marks the transcript as partial. The record is from RefSeq and is a predicted model, not a curated record. Gene Ontology annotation, molecular function: DNA-binding transcription factor activity; transcription cis-regulatory region binding. Gene Ontology annotation, cellular component: nucleus. The transcript has 3 exons.